Messenger RNA from Rhinolophus ferrumequinum (greater horseshoe bat), 3529 nucleotides. RefSeq names its product interleukin 4 receptor (gene IL4R). Gene Ontology annotation, cellular component: membrane; external side of plasma membrane. Gene Ontology annotation, biological process: production of molecular mediator involved in inflammatory response; cytokine-mediated signaling pathway. The record is from RefSeq and is a predicted model, not a curated record. NCBI's taxonomy places the organism in Eukaryota, Metazoa, Chordata, Mammalia, Chiroptera, Rhinolophidae. Gene Ontology annotation, molecular function: cytokine receptor activity; protein binding.
GCGGGCCGGGCCAGGCCACCCCACUGUCUCCACUUCCCGCUUGGGCGCUGGCUCGGCAGAUGGACCCGGAGCGUGCAGCUCCCACCCUCCCUUCACUCGGGUUUGUAGGAAGAGGAACAGGAGGCCCUCUGGGCACAGGAAGAGCCUCCUCGGUCACGUCCGCACUGCUGCUGGCUUCUGACGCUUCACGACCUGCCACCCACCUCCCCCCAAAUAGAAAGAAUUCCUCCACGGGUCACGUCUCACCAGACUGCUGUACAGUAUCCCUCCCAGCCAGGAUAUUGACAACCCGCGGCUCGCAUUCCUAUCCCGGGCCCGCUUUACUUGUACGCGUGUGCGUGCACAUGUCUUUAGUUCAGCCGCACAGACAGCUCUGUGUCUCCACCACCACAGCCAAGCUGCCUAAGGAUUUCCCAAUGGGGUGGCUUGGCUCCGGGCUCACGUUCCGCGUGAGCUGCCUGAUCCUGGUGUGGGCGGCAGGCGCUGGGGGUGUCAAGAUCCUGCGUUGGCCCACCUGCUUAUCCGACUACCUCAGCACCUCCACCUGUGAGUGGAAGAUGGACGGCCCCACCAACUGCAGCGCCGAGUUCCACCUGUCCUACCUGCUGGAUUUUCAAUCCUCGAGCUCGACCUCCGAAAACUACACGUGUGUCCCCGAAAACAGAGACAGCACAGUGUGUGUGUGUGACAUGCUGAUGGAAGACAUGGUCUUUGGGGACACCUACCUGCUGGAACUGUGGGCUGGGACGCAGUCGCUGUGGAGCACCACCUUCAGUCCCGGCGAGCAUGUGAAACCCAGGGCCCCGGAAAACCUCACAAUUCAAGCCAGCACCUUCCACACGUGGAAGCUGGACUGGAGCAUUGCGUACCCGUCUAGCAAUUUCCUGUCUUCCACGCUCUCCUACCUGGUCAACAUUGCAAAUGAGAAAGACCCCACAGAUUUCAUAGAGUAUAAUGUGGGCCACCGGAAUACCACGCUCUUCUUCCCGGCCACUGCACUGAAGUCUGGGGUUUUCUACAUCAUACGGGUGAAGGCCGAGGCUCAGCUCUACAACAGCACCUGGAGUGAGUGGAGCCCCAGCAUCAGGUGGCGGAAUUACUAUGAAUUGUCCUGGGAGCAGCACCUUCCGCUGGCUGUGAGCAUCUCCUGCGUGGCCAUCCUGGUCAUUUUCCUGUCCUGCUACUUCAGCAUCCUCAGGAUUAAGAAACAAUGGUGGGACCAAAUUCCCAACCCUGCCCACAGCCGCCUCAUGACUAUUGUGAUCCAGGAGUCUCAGGUGUCACUGUGGGGGAAGCGGCCCCAAGGUCAGGACACAGCCAAGUGCCCACACUGGAAGACUUGUCUCACAAAACUCCUGCCCUGUUUACUGGAGCAUGGCGUAGAAAAGGAUGACGAUUCCUCCAAGGUGGCCAGAAACGGGCCUCUCCAGGGCCCGGGAAAAUCAGCAUGGCACUCUGUGGAGGUCAGCAAGACGAUUCUCUGGCCGGAGAGCAUCAGCGUGGUCAAGCGCGUGGACCUGUUGGAGGCCCCAGGGGAGAGUGAGGAGGAGGAGGAAGUGGAGGAAGAUAAAAGGAGCUUCUGUCCGUCACCCGAGAGCAGCGGGGGCAGCUUCCAGGAGGGCAGGGAGGGCAUCGCGGCCCGCCUGACUGAGAGCCUGAUUCUGGACCUUCUUGGGGUUGACAAUGGGGGAUUUUGCCCACAGGGCUUGGAGGAGUCCUGCCUUUUUCCACCUUCAGAAAGUGAGGGUGCUCACAUGCCCCGGGCUGAGUUCCCAAGUGCAGGGCCCCAGGCGGCAUCGUUCCAGGGCCAGGAGCAGGCUUUGAAUGCAGAGUCAAACCCUCCGGCCGUGUGGCGGCAGAGCCCACGCUGCCUGCCUUUCACCGAGACAACCGCCGUCAUCGCAGACAAUCCUGCUUACCGCAGCUUCAGCAACUUCCUGAGCCAGUCGUCGGGUCCUGGAGAGCUGGACUCACACCCACAGCUGGCCGAACACCCCGGGGAUGGGGACCCCACCCUCCUCUGUGCCCCACAGCCGUUGGAGCCCCCCACUGCCCUCCAGCCUGAGCCAGAAACCUGGGAGCAGGUCCUUCGCCGGAGUGUCCUCCAGCACGUUGCAGCCCCUACCCCCGCCCCGGCCCCCACCAGCGGCUACCGGGAGUUCACAUGUGCCGUGAAGCAGGGCAACACCCAGGCCGGGGGGACAGUGGGCUUCGACCCUUCCGGGGAAGCUGGGUACAAGGCCUUCUCUGGCCUGCUUGCCAGAGGUGCCACCUGCCCCGAGACACCUGGGGUUGAGGCCAGUAGUGAGGAGGGAGGCUAUAAGCCCUUCCAGAGCCUCACUCCUGACUGUCCUGAGGCUCCUGCCCCCACCCCCGCCCCCCUGUUUACCUUUGGACUGGACAUGGAGCUUUUUCAAAGUCCUCAGAAGUCACCCCUCUCAAGCAGCUCCACAGAAGGCCUCAUGCUGGAGCCAGUGGCAAAGGGAGAGAACGGCCAGAAGCCCCCACUCCCCCCAGAAGAAGCCCCAGACCCCGUCAGGGAUGACCUGGGCAGCGGCUUUGUCUACUCGGCUCUCACCUGCCACCUGUGCGGCCAGCUGAAGCAGUGUCACGGCCUGGAGGAGAGUGGCAAAGCCCACGUUGUGACCACCCCCUGCUGUGGCUGCUGCUGCCGGGACGGGUCCUCACCCCUGGUGAGCCCGCUGAGGGUCCCGGACCCCUUGCCAGGUGGGGUCCCAGUGGAGGCGCACCUCCUGACAGCCUCCCUGGCACCCUCGGGUGUCUCCGAGAAGGGUAAGCCCUCCCUGUUCUCCCAGCCCGCCCAGAGCAGUGCUCAGAGCUCAAGCCCCACCCCCAACGUGGUGAGCACGCUCUCUGCAGGGCUCACGUGCAUGAGUGCUUCCUAGGGAUGUGCCCUCUUGGCUCCGAGGUCUACAGGUGAGGACUGGGCCUUCCCAUGCCUGCCAGACGCCUCCCCCUUGCAGGCAGCCAGGCUGGCAGCUUUCUGAAACACUCAGAGAACCCUGGCAUGACGUUGGAAGUUGUCCGACCCUGGGGGUCCCCCUUCGUCCCCCCUGUUCCCAACACUGAUGGCUCAGCACAUCCUGUGGCAGUGGAGGGUGCCUGGCAGCUGUGCCUCCAGCAGGUACCUCCAGGAAUCUUGGCUUGUGAACGAGCUGCUACCACUGCAUGCUGUCCACCUAGUCUGCGGCCCCUGUCUUGCCCAGUCCUGGGAGUAACUGCUGUUGUGUCACCAGAUUGGACGCUGAGCCUAGAAACUAACCGAGCCAAUGGGUAUCCCUUGGGAGGCCUUGGGAAACCAAUGGGAAAUUGAGGCCCUGGAAGGGAGGUCAUUCGCCCAGAGGUGCCCAGUUAUUCUACGGAGCUUCGUUAGGUUGGUACCGGAGGCCGGCUCUGGGCUGUGGAAGGGUGUUUCCUAAAGGGAGGGUAAUCUGAUGACUAAGCACUGACAAUUUGCUCUCCGAUUCCUACACAAGUGUAAGACUAGGGGCUCCUGUUAAGCGUGGGC